Monodelphis domestica (gray short-tailed opossum) is the source of this 1631-nucleotide messenger RNA. RefSeq names its product transmembrane protein 220 (gene TMEM220). The record is from RefSeq and is a predicted model, not a curated record. Lineage: Eukaryota; Metazoa; Chordata; Mammalia; Didelphimorphia; Didelphidae.
AUGGGUUGCCUCCACGCUUUUCCGGGUCCUUCGGGUCAAACGUCACCAAGCCCUGGGGUGGGAGUGAUGUGUGACGUGGGCGUGGUCAGAACGCUGCUCCUCUCCGCGUCACAAACUGCGCUCCUAGAGCCCUCUUACUAUCUAGGCCUCCCUUCUGAAGUGGGUGAGAUGGCGCUGGAGGGGUUCCCAGCUGAGACCCUAUGGAGAAGCUGCAAUUUCGUUAUGGCCACCUUCUUCUCGCUGGCUGCCUAUGUACAGAUAAAUGACCCAGAUGCAGAACUGUGGAUGGUUAUAUACAUGAUACCUGCUAUCCUUACUCUACUUGUUGGACUUAAUCCUCUGACCACAGGCAAUUUUAUCUGGAAGAGCCUUACCAGGCUACACUUAUUCCUUUGCACUCUGAGAACAAUUAACUUGGGCUUCUACCUCUUCCUUCAUAUGGACAGGAACAUCUUACAUGAGGAGGAAGGCAGGGAGCUGUUUGGACUUGGGAUUAUUAUAGUAUGGCUGAGUCUUUGCCACAUCUCAACAAAAAAUCCAACUGGUAGAAGAGUUCAAAUGGUUGUUGCCAUUACUAUUUCUCUUUGCCCAUUUAUCGCAUGGGUCUACAUAUAUGUAAACAAAGAGACACGUUCCACAUGGCCAACACACUGCAAGACAGUCAUUUAGAUGAAUUUUAUCAUCUAUUUCACAAAAUGGAUAUUUUCAUAAAUCUGUUAUUAAAUUUGAUUACAAACUAGUCAAUUUAAGUAAUAGUUUGAUAUGAUUUAGGAAGUAAUAGUAAAAGAUUUUGGCCCAAGAGCUCUUUAAGAAUUGACUGAUUAUAAUAGUCAUAAGAGUAGAUAGAAAUAAUAAGUCAUUGGAAGCCUUUUCUAAAAAGGAAAGUGCUAUGAGGCAGUGGAAAGAACACUGAACUGAGUCAUGGGUUUUGACUACUAUUCUGAGCUAUUAUUAUAUAGUAAUUGCGAGAUGAGUCAUUUAUUUUCUCUGGGCCCGUUUCUUCAUUUUUAAGAUGGCAAUAACAUUAAAUGUACAACCUCACAAAAUUGUGAAGAAAGCUCUCUCUAAACAGUAAAGAGUGUUAAAAAAAAUGCGCUAUUCAAAAAAUAAUUAAAAAGGAGAAAGGACCUACUUAUACAAAAAUAUUUUUAGCAGCUCUUUUUGUAGUGGCAAAGAAUAGGAAAUUGAGGGGAUGUCCCUGGGUAAUGGCUGAACAAAUUGUGGUACAUGCUGGUGAUAGAAUACUAUUUUUACUAUAAGAAGUGAUAAGAUCAUUUCAGAAAAGGCUGAAAAGAUCUGCAGGAACAGAUGUGGAGUGAAAUAAGCAGAAUUGGGAGAAGAUUGCAUACAGUAAUAGCAAUAUUGUAUGAUGAUCAUCUGUGAAAACUUGGCUAUUCUCAGCAUCGUAAUUAUCUGGGACCAUUCUGAAAGAUAUAUGAUGGGGAAUGCUAUCCACUUCCAGAGAAAGAAGUGUUGGAGUCAUCUUUCACAUAAAUGUUUUUAUGGUUUUAUUUUGGGGUUUUGGUUAUGAGUAUGCUCUUACAAAAAUGACCAAUAUGGAAGAGUGUUUUGUAUGACAAAAAUAAAAUUAAAAAAACAUCAGAAUAAAAAAAAAAACUUGGACCACUACA